AUGACGGCAAAAAAGGAUAAAGACUAUAAGGGACACAAACACGGAAGUGAAUUGAGCGCAACAGCAUUAACUUCAAAACUAGACGCCCAUCUACAGAACGGCAGUACAGCGACUGGUCUCAUUACAUCUCAGGAUCCACUGAAACGAACGAAUAAACCACUCAUGGAGAAGCGAAGACGUGCACGCAUCAAUCAGAGUCUUGCUAUUCUGAAAGCUUUGAUUUUGGAAUCAACUGUCAAAACCAAAUCGGGAGACGGACAAACAAAACACUCAAAGCUGGAAAAGGCCGAUAUCCUGGAGCUUACCGUGCGGCAUUUUCAAAGACAUCGAAAUUUAGAUAAUCCGGCAGUUGAUAAGUACCGGGCAGGAUACACGGACUGUGCCAGGGAAGUGGCGAGGUAUUUGGCAACCCCCGAACCUCCACCACUGCCCAGCGUUCCGACACUCACAGAUGCCGGAUCGAAAGCUCGCUUGCUGCGUCAUCUGGAUAAUUGCAUUGCAGAAAUCGACACUGAAAUUUGUCCCAACAUUCUGCCGAAUGGAAAACCUGUUGAAGCGCCAAAAAUUGAAAACAUCUACGAGAAUCAUGGCGGGGCAAAAAAGACAAAAGACAUCAUGGAUUACAGCGGCCAGGACUCAAAUCCACUUGAUUUUAGUAAAACAAAUCGUGAAAUUGGCCGAUCACCGUUUGCUUACAGAAGCCCAUCCUCUGAUCUGGCUCUCCUAACUGCAACGCCGAAACUACUUCAUCAAGAUGAGAAUAACAACCGCGGAAGUCAUCGAACAAAAAGUUUACACUCACCUCAACAAUUAGUUCCACACCAUCUGGAGGAAGUUGCGCAUGGAUCAGAAUUGACGGCGCAACCUGGGAGUAGUUCCAACAUAUCACCAUUUUCUAGUCAUGUUUCGCUGAACAAAAUGAUCCUGUCUCAGCAGCAAAAGUUGAUCGAUGUAUCGAACUUGAAGAACUGUAGAAUGGAUUCACUGGCGAUUAAGCAAGAGCCCGGAGCUAUUCCAAACGGAUUUACGGCAAGUUCACCGGCCAUGCCAUCACCAACUCCUUCUGCUGGCCAUAUCGAAUCAGAUAAAGAAGUUUCCAAUCAUUCCGAGCAUAUUUCUGCUUUGUCGUAUCCACCACAAGUACGAAUGAACGACACCCAAAUGGCUCUAUUGAUACCAGACCACUAUAUUCAACUAGCGACGGCACUUGGAUUGAAUACUCAACCUGUCCUGGAGCACCCGAGCUCGCACCCUGCCACAGAUUUCGAGACACUAAUCGAACAGAAUAGACGGCAAUCGGCAUUGCAUGAAAAAAUGACUGCUGAUAUCCUUGCUAAUCUGCACAGUCUGCCAGAAAAUGUCGACGAAAAUUAUUGGGAAUUGUACAAAAAAUCACUCGGAAUUCCGGAUUCCAUUAGCAAGAUGACGUUGGAAGAUGUUCGCGCACUAAUGGCAAGAGCAGCUCCGAAAGCUCCAUCUCCACAAGUUGUUAGCAAAAUGGAAGUCGAUGAACCGAUUGAUGAGAAACCCACUUUGACGACCGAAGUCGAUGAACCAGAAAAUGACUCCUCUAAUCACAGUGUCAAGAGAGAGCUAAACCCAUCUAGUCCUGUUGCAUCAUCGUCGCGUGAUUGUACAGAGGAGAAACCCGGAGAUGAUUUGGAUGCUGCGGCUGCAGCAGGGAGCUCAUAUGAAAAUAUUUCCUCAAAUGAGGGAACUUCACACGAGCACCAUAACGAUGGUUCCAGCGAUGACAGCAUGUGGCGACCAUGGUAG
Sabethes cyaneus is the source of this 1776-nucleotide messenger RNA. RefSeq lists its product as uncharacterized. Gene Ontology annotation, cellular component: nucleus. The record is from RefSeq and is a predicted model, not a curated record. The transcript is spliced from 4 exons. Gene Ontology annotation, molecular function: DNA-binding transcription factor activity, RNA polymerase II-specific; protein dimerization activity; RNA polymerase II cis-regulatory region sequence-specific DNA binding. The coding region runs from base 1 to 1776 and encodes 591 amino acids. Gene Ontology annotation, biological process: anterior/posterior pattern specification; regulation of neurogenesis; regulation of transcription by RNA polymerase II. Lineage: Eukaryota; Metazoa; Arthropoda; Insecta; Diptera; Culicidae.